Messenger RNA from Rotaria sp. Silwood2, 600 nucleotides. NCBI's taxonomy places the organism in Eukaryota, Metazoa, Rotifera, Eurotatoria, Philodinida, Philodinidae. The record is from the annotation of a GenBank genome assembly.
AUGUCUAUCGCCGAUAUUCAAACAUUGCUUGGCCACGAUGUGAUUCUACUUAUUGGAGCACCAUUGUCAGGUAAAGGUACGCAAAGAAAACUUCUUGCCAAAGCCCUUGAUCGACCAUACGUUUCAUCCGGAGAUCUUUUUCGUGCCGAAGUGGCAAGUGGAAGUAAACUGGGUCAACAAAUAAAGACUUAUAUGGAUGCUGGUGAGUUAAUUCCAAACGACCUUACAACAACAUUUCUCACUAUCAAAUUGAGUGAUUCGAUUUAUCACAAAGGCAUGAUCUUGGACGGCUAUCCUCGUAAUAUAUCUCAUCUUACCAUCCUUGAUGGUAUAUUGAAAAAUCUGAAUCAACGCAUUUUCAUUGCAAUCUAUUUGGAUGCAUCCAAGGCGCAACUCAACGCGCGUCGUGCACAGCGUGGUCGAACAGAUGAUGAUGCCGACACUUUUGAACGUCGGUACACAGUUUUUCAAGAAGAAACAUUGCCCUUAAUUGACGUACUUAAAUCAAGAAAUCAACUUGUCAAGAUCGAUUCUCACUCUGAAUCUCCUGACAAAAUCAAUCAACGAAUACUUUCAGAGAUGAUUGCUCUGUGUAAAUAA